CGGCGCGGGGAGGCCAGUACCGGGCAGGCAGGGCGGGCUGAGCUCUCUACCCGCCUCAGCCGGGAUGGCAGGUGCCGGCGCUGCGGUUCCUUCACCCGGAGCGGUACCUCUGGGGCUAAACCGAAGGGAUAUGUCGUGUGGCGGCCGUUGGUCGUUGAGGAGCGGGGGAGGCUUCGGCCGGCAAGAAACGUUUUGCCGCGCGCCGGUGGAGGGAUGUCUGCUCGGUGUGUUGGUGGAAGUCCCAGGAGCUACGUAUUUAGUUUGAGGUUUGCCUGGGUGUUUCUCGGGAGUCUUUGAUCUCCGCGUCUGCAGCUAAAUAGUCACUUGGGGACUCGGUUCUUUGUAUCGCCCUGCUGCCUUCAGCAGGUGCAGGAUCCUGCUCCGGCCCAUCUCUGACAGCAGUCCUUCUCGGCUUCUUUCUGCCUGAUACUGUCUUGCAGUUACGUUUUAGGUAAAACCAGUAAUUCAAUAGCAGCGACAAUGUCCUUUCAACGAUUUCCCUAAUGCCUUAACAAGAAAUAACUUUAGAAUCGUCUUCAAAACGUAUUCAAGUUCUGUGAAACUGGAGUUCAUCCUUCAGGGAUACUGUGCUAAAACCUGUCAGUGGCAGAACUGCCAGAUAUAUACUGAAUUUUGCAUGCAUAAAGGACUACCUCUUUCUGACCUGGUCAUUAUCCUUGAGAAACUGAUGAAACCUUAGGAAAACGUGUCCCCCACUCCAAGCCCAUACCUGCACAAAGGAAACGUCUCAAGGACUGAAGUAGCAUUUAAUCCUAUGCCACCAUCUGGUUUGAGAUCCAGUCUAAAAAUAUUUGGAGGGAGAUUUAAGUGGUUCAACAAAUAACGCUCUAAUGGAUGACAGAGAAUUUCCACCAAAUGAUCUACAAAUAGACUCAAAGGAGAGUCUUUCAGCUGACUAUAGGGUGGAAAGUUUGGCAUCCAAUUUGGUUUCUUCAGCUGAUGAAAAUGAAAAUCAACUUGACAAUGAUGGGAACGAGGUUCUGACCAGUAGUAGCAUUGCUAUGGGACGACAGGAUAAAGGUGAGCAGGACAGCAUCAAUAACAAUGAGAAUAUGGACAGUGGCGACUGUACCCCAAGCUGUAAGGAAAGUGAGAAUGAGAGGAGAUCUGUAAAUGUCCAUAUGGACCCCCAGCUGGAAGAAAAGCCUAUUGCUGAAAAACAGCCAGGUGGAAAAAGAAGUCCAAGAAGCAAAAGAAACUCCAGUAAAAGAUCUAAAGGAGUUCCUACAGUGGGAACCACAGCAAUCAAGGAGGAAAAUACUCUGAUUACAGAUACAGUUUCUGUGCAUGCUGAAGGUGCUGUUGAAGCAAAUGAAAACUUUCACCAAAAAGAACAAAAACAAACGUUGCAGUCUCUUUUCUCUUUGCUCCGUGAAGAGGUUGAGCAGAUGGAUUCAAAGAUACUGCCCCUGUGUCUCCAUCAGAUAGCUGAGACCUAUUUUCAAGAGGAGGAAUAUGAGAAGGCGAUGAAGUUCAUUCAGCUCGAACGACUGUAUCAUGAGCAGCUACUUGCAAAUCUUUCUUCCAUACAGGAGCAGUGGGAAAGAAAAUGGAAAACAGCAGUUCCUAGUGCAGUUACAACACUGAGGAAUUCAGCUAAAGAACUGAGCGGUGAAGAGCUGGAAAAGCUUACUAGAGUUUGCUCUUCACAUCAACAGCCACAGGCAUCCAAAAACAAGCUAGUAGCUGCAGAAAGUACAUGGGAAAGCGGUUGUUUGCAUCAGUUAAUGGGAUCAAAAAAUUUAAAUGAAAGAGAAGCUGCUGCUUUUAAAUCAGGUACUGAAACUUGUCCUGGCAUUGGACCAAAGAAAGAAGAUAAACAGAUGAGCACUAGCUCUCCAGGUGAAAACAAAACUGAGAGACAGACAGAGGCAGGAAGCCUCUGGGUAGCUGCAGGAAAGGACCACAUGGAGGAGCACCACUGCAGUGCUGAAUCAACAUUGGAGCCACACACCCAGUCCACAGGGACAGUGGGCAGGCCUUCUUCAGGCUGUUUAUCGUCUGGGGAUGCUGGUAAAGAUAACAGUUUGCAGCUGAGAGGAAGACAGCUCUCUAAGGAUGCAGAAAAAAUAGAAGGCACAGCUGGGGAGCUUGGAGUGAAAGUCCCUUUUGAGCCAAUGGUAGAUGCUUUGGUUUUAACAGAUGCUGAUUAUAUGCCUACUGAUAAAGAUGUGCAGGCUGAUAGAAAUCUGCUCAGAUCAAAACAUGCUGCUGGCUCUUCAGAAAUUGCUAGUGGCCAGCUUGGAAAUAGUGAUUUAAAGCAGCAGCAGAAACAGCCUGAUGAUGAAAAAUCUUCGGGGGACAGAACUGCAAAUGUAUGCUCUGAGUGUAACAAAGUGUCUGAGCAUGAGAGUACUGCCCAUUCACGAGUAUGCAAGGAAAUACAGAGAACAGCAGGACAGGAGGAGAAGGUAAACAGUGAAGAACAAGAAGAUUUAUUUCUCAGAUUUUUAAACGGUAACAUAAUAGACACUGAAGAAUCAUUUGCAAACUUAGCAAACCAAGAGGACUUUGACGCUGUUCCAGAUAUUUCACCUGAACGAGCAUCUUACAACUCACUGGAAGCUUUAUCACUAGAUGACAGCUUUUCUUCUCUUGAUGAACUUGCAAGAAGGAUAGAGAUUGCUGAGAUUGCCCCAGCAGAAGGAUUGGUGUCUAUACUAAAGAAGAGAGAUGACAGGGAAGGAAAAACAAUUGCUCAAGUCCAGCAAAGGCAAACAAAGAGAAGAGUGCGAUUCCAAGAAAUGGAAGACACAUUGGAUCAAGAUGAAGUAGCUGGUGGCUCCUGUAUUUUGCUGAUCCUACUGUGUAUAGCAACUGUUUUCCUUAGCAUUGGAGGAACUGCAUUGUACUGCACCUUUGGUGACAUGGAAUCCCCUGUGUGUACGGACUUUGCAGCCAACAUGGAUUUCUAUUAUACCCAGAUACUGCGGCGUAUGGAAGAACUUAAACACUGGAUAGCCUUCUCAUAGUUGAAAUGAGCAGAGACAGCAUAUUGAAAGCUCGCCAGUGGUUACUGGAGAGGGUAGAAAAAAAUUGUGAUUUCAAGUUCUCUAACACUUGCCACCUGCAGAUGAUGUGUAUUUGAUGAUGUACUUACACUUUUACUUAGAAAUCAAGAAAAUUCUAGUUUAGCAAUCAGGUGGCAAAAUGUUCACAUUAUGCUGUAGCAGUGUGGUAUGGGAGAAUAAAAUGUUAUUGUCUUCACCCUUUUGAGAGUAGGCAAGUAGCUUUUCGACAACUUGAGCAAGUGAAGAAGAAAGAAGACAGUUAACUGUCUUCUAUAUGCUCUCCCUUUGCCACACAUUGUGUAAGCAAUCUCCAGAAGCUUAGUAAAAGGACAGCUUUAAUUUACAGCUGUUUGUGCAAACGUGUUGCCUCCAGCUAUCAUGCAAUAAGUUUGUGUUUUAUGGAAACUUUAUUUUUCUUCUAAGUCUUAAUAUUUUUCUCCAUCUUAUUCUCCUGGUGAGCCAUGUAAUUAUUUGGGUGGAGUGAGAAGAGUGCAGUGGCAUUCAUGGAGCCCUCAUUUGGUGAUUAACAGGCUGUCCCUGUAUCUUGUAGCUUACAGCAAACAUCAUGAGUGGGAUAAAUCUGCUGGCAGAUUUAACUAAAUUUUCUGGAACUUUACUCCCAGUAUUGUGUGGGCUGUUUUAGAAAUGGAAGGUUAAAAAAGAAAUCAUUGGUCUCACUAAACACAGAAACAAAAGUAAGAUGUUUAGUAAAUUAUUCAUGUUAAAUA
Molecule: messenger RNA, 3760 nt
Organism: Haliaeetus leucocephalus (bald eagle)
Lineage: Eukaryota; Metazoa; Chordata; Aves; Accipitriformes; Accipitridae
Gene: CNST
Product: consortin, connexin sorting protein
Exons: 13
Coding region: 852-2993 (713 amino acids)
Biological process (GO): positive regulation of Golgi to plasma membrane protein transport
Cellular component (GO): transport vesicle; plasma membrane; trans-Golgi network
Molecular function (GO): connexin binding
Source: RefSeq, a predicted model, not a curated record